This is a messenger RNA of Rhea pennata, 1017 nucleotides long. RefSeq names its product docking protein 5 (gene DOK5). The coding region runs from base 1 to 924 and encodes 307 amino acids. Gene Ontology annotation, biological process: Ras protein signal transduction; positive regulation of MAPK cascade; cell surface receptor protein tyrosine kinase signaling pathway. The record is from RefSeq and is a predicted model, not a curated record. Gene Ontology annotation, cellular component: cytoplasm. The transcript has 8 exons. NCBI's taxonomy places the organism in Eukaryota, Metazoa, Chordata, Aves, Rheiformes, Rheidae.
AUGGCCUCCAAUUUCAACGACAUCGUGAAGCAGGGCUACGUGCGCAUCCGGAGCAGGCGGCUGGGGAUUUACCAGAGAUGCUGGUUAGUGUUCAAAAAAGCUUCAAGCAAAGGGCCAAAGAGGCUGGAGAAGUUCUCGGAUGAACGUGCUGCUUACUUUAGAUGCUAUCACAAGGUCACAGAGCUCAAUAAUGUGAAGAAUAUAUUGCGACUGCCAAAAAGCACGAAGAAGCAUGCUGUUGGGAUUUAUUUCAGUGAUGACACAUCUAAAACCUUUGCUUGCGAGUCAGAACUUGAGGCAGAUGAGUGGUGCAAGGUGUUGCAGAUGGAGUGUCUUGGAACACGAAUUAAUGACAUUAGCCUUGGAGAGCCUGACUUGUUGGCAUCUGGAGUGGAGAGGGAACAGAGUGAGAGAUUCAAUGUGUAUUUGAUGCCAUCCCCUAAUUUAGAUGUGCAUGGGGAAUGUACCUUGCAGAUAACAUUUGAGAAUAUCUGUCUUUGGGACAUCCAGAAUCCCAGAAUAAAACUAAUCUCUUGGCCAUUAAGUGCCCUCCGACGCUAUGGACGGGACCCCUCUUGGUUCACGUUUGAAGCAGGGAGGAUGUGUGACACAGGAGAAGGACUAUUCAUCUUUCAGACAAGAGAGGGGGAAGCAAUCUAUCAGAAGGUGCACUCAGCCGCUUUGGCCAUAGCGGAGCAACAUGAGCGCUUGCUGCAGAGCGUGAAAAAUUCAAUGCUCCAGAUGAAAAUGAGCGAGCGAGCUGUGUCCCUCAGCACCAUGGUGCCCUUGCCCCGCAGUGCCUAUUGGCAGCACAUCACACGGCAGCACAGCACCGGCCAGCUCUAUGGCCUGCAAGAUGUUUCUCGCCUGAUGACGCUUCAUCGAACGGACACUUUUCCCACCUACAGAUCAGAGCAUCGAUAGAGGACUAAAACUUUACAGACUGUCUUCUGCCAAACUACCCCAGUGGAUGGCUGUGGUGAUAAACAAGGAUGGAAACCCUGGAAGAAUUUAAGU